Ectocarpus sp. CCAP 1310/34 is the source of this 1158-nucleotide messenger RNA. NCBI's taxonomy places the organism in Eukaryota, Phaeophyceae, Ectocarpales, Ectocarpaceae. The record is from the annotation of a GenBank genome assembly.
GUCUGAGAUUGUUUCUCCCUCCGUCGUUGACCCGAGCGAUUCUCGUGAAGUUGUGAUCAACCCCCUCAUCCCCCAGGACCAUUUGCCUCUCAUGGAUAUGAGCAUGUUCCUUGAUGUUGGCCUGAUGGAUGGAAAAGACUCGGUCCCACAGGGUGAUUUUUUUCCGGAUGCCCUUGAUGUUUGCGAUUCCGCAACACCCCCUCCCCCCGCGUUUCCCGUGAUGAGUGAUGACUUGGAGUGCCUGAAAGGUUUUGUUGCUGGAUGCAGUGAGCAGCAGACCGUAGCUCCCCCCUCUCUCUCGCAUGCCUUGGCGAUUAUCGCCCCCGGUGCUUCCCCAUUUUCGGUAGGAAAAUCCACGCCCACCAUCGAUAUUAAUUUGUUCCAUGCCUCCACCGGCCAUGUCAUCGAAUUCUUGAUGCGUGAAACGGCCAAGCAGCAGGGCGUACGAUUGGUGGGGGAGAUGCAGCCGUGUGUGGGCUGCGUGGAAGCGAAGGGUAGGCGGGCCCCGGUGCCGCGGCGUGGCACCCGCGCGGCGGUACCGUUCGGCAAAAUCCACAUCGACCUCACGGGCCCGUUCUCUGACGCGUUGGACGGCUCCCGGUAUCUGAUCAUGUUCGUGGACAGCGCAUCGCGGUGGCAACGGGGGUACGGGAUGCGGGCCAAGAGCGACACCCUGAAGUUCGUGCAGCGGUUUCUCGCCGACAUGAACGGCAUGGGCACUCCGGGGUGUUUCCGCAUGGACAACGGCGGCGAGUUCACCGGCUCCGCGUUCAGCUCGUUCUGCGACGCUGCUGGCAUUCGGCGCGAGUACACCGCCCCCGACACCCCCAAGCAAAACGCGGUGGUCGAGAGCGCCAUUUGGCGCGCCAUGAAGGGGGGCCACGCCGCUCGCCGCCACAUCCUCGCCAUGGGCCACGUCGACCUCUCCUCCGUCCCCAACGUCGGCGUCAACGGACAUCGCCUGUGGCUCGCGUCGGCGCUGUGGGCAUCCGCCUGCUUCAACCGCUCGGCGACGAAGGCCAACCUGGGCUGGAUGUCUCCGUUUGAGGCGUUCUUCGGCCGGAAACCGCCCCUCACCGUCGUCCCUUUUUUCCAGGAGGGGAUGAUGCGCGUGAAGCGGGCUACCAAGGCGGACGUCCAAUCCGCGCGGUGCUUCUA